Molecule: messenger RNA, 1737 nt
Organism: Pelagomonas calceolata
Lineage: Eukaryota; Pelagophyceae; Pelagomonadales; Pelagomonadaceae
Source: the annotation of a GenBank genome assembly
GGUAGUGCGGCACCUGCUGCGGUAAGCACCCACCAGCCGCCAACGAGCGAGUGCGGGAUGCGUCGCGCGUGCCUGCCGCUGCUCCUCCUCUCUUUUGGCACGUGUGCACCGGAGCAGGACCGCGAAGCGUACGUCCGCGCGCGCAAGGACGGCGGCUGGGAUGCGCACUGCGACGCCGCGUACGCCCGGCUGACGGGCGCGGCGUUCAGCGGCCUGGACGCCGGCGUCGCGCGACGCGGCCGCGGCGUCGUCUUCUCCGCGGCGGGCGGCGCCGAGUUCGCGCGGCGCGAGGUCGCGCCCGCCGCGGCGGCGGUCGCGAAGCUACGGGAGAGCGCCGCGUGGCCCGGUGACGCGCGGGUGGCGCUCUUCGCGGAACCAGCGGUGCUCCGGGCGCUCGCCGCGGAGGCCCGGGGCGCGUUCGAUGUCGUCCAAAGGCACGACGCCGCGGCCGUUGGUUUGGAGCUGCGCGGCCGGAGUCCCGCGUUCCGCGCCAAGGCGCUGAAGAUCCUGGCGAUGGCGCGCGCGCCGUUCGAGGAGACGGUAUACUUGGACUUCGACUCCAAGCCCUGCGCGCCGAAUUUCGUCGAGACAAUCCUCGCGUUUUUGCGAGACGGGGUGGACGUCGCGCUAGCGGACAACUACGCCGGACAGGGCGCGCUGGCCCCGAGAGACCACUACCAGCGGGAGCACGCGUCCGGCUGCGUCGCGCUGCGGUCGGCGUCGGAGCGGACGCGCUCCCUGCUCGCCGCGUACCUCGAGGCCUUCCUCCUGCUCGAAAAGACGCCGCGCGGCCGGCGCGACCAGCCCGCGCUCAUGGUCGCGCUCCGGCGGUCUGUCGAGAACGGACUCCGCGACGCGCCGAUCCCCCCCUCCGUCUUCUGCCGCAAGAACACGUCGCGCACGGUGAGCUGCGACGCGUGCGUCGUGGCGCACAAGACGGCCAAGUACGACCUCUCGUUCAAAAUCUUUGGCAUCGGCUUCAAGAAGACGGGCACGACGUCGCUGGCCGCCGCGCUGCAGCGCCUGAAGAUCGGCCCCGAGCCCAGCCAUCGGCAGUCGGUCGCCGCGACCGUGGCGCUGCUCCGCCCGGGCGAGGACGCGUCGCUGGCGCUGGACGCGGCCCGGGGCGCCCGCUCUUUUUCCGACGCGCCCUGGUGCAUGGCGGCGACGCGGGGGCGUCUGCUCGAACGGCUCUUCGACACGUACCCGCGCGCGAAAUUCGUCCUGACGACGCGGCCCUCCCGGGAGUGGUGGCGGAGCGUGCGGAACUGGCUCUUUUGCUUGAAACCGUGGAACGCGGAGCGCUACGCGCGCAUGCUGAACGCCGCGUCGGCGUCGGAAGCGGAUCUCGUCGCGGCGUACGAGCGCGCGAACGCCAAGGUCCGCGCGUUCUUCGCCGAGCGCGGGGCCGGGGACCGGCUGCUGGAGCUGGAGCUGUCGUCCGCGACCGGCCGGGCGUUCCCCUGGGCCCGGCUCUGCGCGUUCGUCGAGGCCUGGGGCCGCUGCCCGGCGGGCGACGAGGUCGGAAGGACGUACGCGAAGAACGCCUACGAGACGAACGAGUUCGGCGCGAAGCACCCGUCCGAGGCGCUUGGCGCCGAAGACCUGCGGCGGUGCGCCGCGCUCCAGGGGAGUCCGGACGGCGCCGCCCUGCGGCGGCGCGCGGAGCGGCUCGCGGAGGCGAGUCCGCUCGCCGCGCGGCGGCGGGAGCGCGACGCCGCGUCGCUGCCGGAGUAG